CAUCUUCAACAAUCAAAAUACAUGUACUGAGACACCAUGGACUGGUUUUCAUGGCUCUCCAAAACUAGCCUUGACCCUUCUCUUCUUUAUGACUAUGCUAUUAUUUUUGCUCAUAAUCAACUUGAUCAAGAUGAUAUAGAAUAUUUCAACCAUGAAUUUCUCCAAAGUAUGGGAAUUUCAAUAGCCAAACAUAGGCUAGAAAUCCUCAAGCUUGCUACUAAGGAAAAGGGCAGAAGAAGCUCAAGAAAACAUAUCUUUUGGUUAGUUGUAGCUAUCAGGCAAGCAAAACAACAUUUUACCAAAAGCUUUAGCACGUGGACUCGUCGGUCAGAUUCAAGUGCCUUGCUGCCUCUGAGAAAUUGCAGUUCAAGAUGGAAAGCAUCUAUGUUGAAGAGGAAAAAGAAGCUAACUGCAGCUAAACAAGAAAGGCCAGUAAUGCAGAGUAUUAAUGCUACUACUAAUCAAGGAAGGUUGAUGAUGCUCACAAAUGGGAGUCCCAAUCUCAUGAUAGAUUCUUCUGAUGCCUGGAUUAGCAGCCCUUCAAGCUCCACUGCUGAGGAUUUUCGCGAUGAUGAAGACAUGGACGGCGUUGAUGGUGGAAACUGGCCAACUGUUGCUAUUGAAGAGAUUAAGUGGGAUGCAAUGUUUCAAGACUUGAAACCUACCUGAGUUGAUUGAACUCUCUCUAAUAUACCUUAGUUAAUUUAUACUCAUGCUUUUUCUUCCUCUAGAUACCUUGAACUUUCAAGUGUUUUUGGGAAUUAUUGCAUUAUAAUUUUCUGAAUUCUUUGUCUAUAAGCAACAGAAUGCAGAGUUUUAACUUUUAUCAUACUGAACUUCAUAUCCAAGUUGAUUAUUAUGGUUUCUCAAAAAGAAUCAUGGUAAUUAAACCUUA
Solanum verrucosum is the source of this 895-nucleotide messenger RNA. RefSeq lists its product as uncharacterized. The transcript has a single exon. The record is from RefSeq and is a predicted model, not a curated record. Gene Ontology annotation, molecular function: protein binding. The coding region runs from base 37 to 669 and encodes 210 amino acids. NCBI's taxonomy places the organism in Eukaryota, Viridiplantae, Streptophyta, Magnoliopsida, Solanales, Solanaceae.